AUGGCGACGCAGACAGAGACCGCGACUGAGGUCUUCGAGCUUCAACCAACAACUAAAGGCACAUUCUCAAAAUCCAUCUCCCAACUCCCACGGCCAUUGCAGGAAGAAUCAACAUCUGGUCAAAAUGCAUCCGACACCGAAUCAUUCUCAUCACCAUUGCGAACAAGAGUAUCCACCUUCCAAACCUUCCUCACGAUCUUCACCCCCUCCUUCGUAGGCUUCAUAGCCAGCUUCACCAACGGCAUCAUCACAGUUGGCCUACCUAUCAUUGCGCGCUCCAUAUCUCUAGAACGCUCUCUAUACCUAUGGCCCUCCUCCGUCUACGGUCUAACAUCUGGCGCCGCAUUGCUCAUCGCCGGUUCCAUAGCCGAUAUCGUUGGUGCCAGGUCCGUUGAGCUAACUGGCAUCGCAUUCCUCGGUAUCUUCACGCUAGCAUGCGGUUUUGCAGAGUCGGGCGCUCAACUCGUUGUUUUCCGAGCUCUUCAGGGUGUGGCGCUUGCGUUGCAUUUACCCGCUUCUGUUGCCAUCAUCACUGGCGCUGUGCCGUCUGGACGAGCGAGGAACCUUGGCUUUGCGUGUCUAGGGUUUAGUCAGCCGCUUGGGUUCGCUGUUGGUUUGGUGCUGAGUGGCAUCAUGAUUGAAAGGGCUGGAUGGCGGAUAGGCUUUUACUUGACUGGAGGUUGUUUGUUGGCUGUUGCUAUGGGUGCAAUGUGGACUUUACCCAAACUUCCUUCCGAGAAUAAAGACGGUGUCGUUGCACUUUGGAAGACGGUUGGUAGGGAGAUUGACUGGGUUGGUGGUCUUAUAAGCAGUGGUGGAUUAGCAAUUCUUGCCUACGUUCUAGCAAUCAUCAGCGCCGAUCUGACAAGUAUCCGUUCAGCUGAGACGGCCUCACUUCUCGCUGUUAGCAUGCUCCUUCUAUUCGCCUUCCCAGCCUGGAUGCACUACCGUGAGCGAUGUGGCAAGCCGGCCCUCGUACCAAACAAACUGUGGAGCAAUCUUCCUUUUACCAGCACAUGCAUCAUGGUCGCACUGUCCUACGGUGUCAUGAACUCGAUUGAGCUCUUCUCCAGUCUUUAUUUCCAAGAAGUCCAGCACGCCUCCAUGCUAGCAACCUCCCUCUACCUCCUCCCCAAUUUAACCACCGGCGUCUUACUUCAGAUAUUCGUCGGCCUCUUCAUCCACCGCGUACCUGCCCGCUGGCUCGUCGCUGGCUCCGCAUUCAUCUGCGCUCUGUCGCCUCUCCUAAUGGCAGUCGUGCCACCAGCUUGGAGCUACUGGAAACUCGCUUUCUGGGCCCAGAUAUUCGCCCCAUUCAGCGCCGAUGUCUUGUUCACCGUCGGUCUCAUCAUCGUCAGCGAUAACUUUCCGGAGAAGACGCAGGCGCUAGCUGGUGCUGUGUUCAAUACCGUUGCGCAGUUUGGUAUGAGUCUGGGUAUGGGUAGUUGUCAGGUUGUUGCGUUGGGGGUGCAGGUCAAGAGUGGGAGUGCCGGUAGUGCCGGCCAUGGUGACGGAGAAGGUGGAGCGUUUGAAGACCAAGAUGACGUGGCUCUGUUAAAGGGAUAUAGGGCGAGCUAUUGGCUCAUGUUCGGAUACAUGCUCGUAUGUAUGAUGAUUGCGAUAGUGGGAUUAAGGAAGGCGGGUAAGGUCGGACUGAAGAGGGAGUAA
Alternaria atra is the source of this 1668-nucleotide messenger RNA. RefSeq lists its product as uncharacterized. The record is from RefSeq and is a predicted model, not a curated record. NCBI's taxonomy places the organism in Eukaryota, Fungi, Ascomycota, Dothideomycetes, Pleosporales, Pleosporaceae. Gene Ontology annotation, biological process: transmembrane transport. The transcript has 3 exons. Bases 1 to 1668 code for a protein of 555 amino acids. Gene Ontology annotation, molecular function: transmembrane transporter activity. Gene Ontology annotation, cellular component: membrane.